Messenger RNA from Drosophila rhopaloa, 1060 nucleotides. RefSeq lists its product as uncharacterized. The transcript has 4 exons. The record is from RefSeq and is a predicted model, not a curated record. The coding region runs from base 191 to 592 and encodes 133 amino acids. Lineage: Eukaryota; Metazoa; Arthropoda; Insecta; Diptera; Drosophilidae.
AUGUACACAAGACACUAAAGAAAGUCCCGGUUUUACACGAACUUAUCUAUUUCUUUUUUACAAUAAUUGAUCGAGAGUGUUCCUUUCGAAAAACUUUCAAAUGUUGUAGUGAACUCGAAUACCAGACGACAGAAAUGGAGCUAAACUGUCUUGGUAGAGAUUGCAACAAGAGGACGUCAGAAUUGUCACGAUGCCAUUGUUUAAAAAGUUUUGCUAUUGUUUUAGUUUAAGAACCGGUGCCCUGGUAGUUGCAUGUUCAAACAUAAUUGUAGAUAUAACUGAUACAGCAUUAACUAUAUAUACUAAAGAUUAUUUCUGCUAUGAAAUGUUGGUAAUCAUGAUAAUUUCCACCAUCUGGAAUAUCUUUUCAGAGAUGAUUCUAAUGACUGCAAUCUUUCGGGCAAAUCCAAAGUUGCUCCCAGUGCACCUGGUGACUUGUCUUGGGAGCCUGAUUUUUCGAAUGAUCAGUCACAUGCUGUCUGCCUCCCUUGGUAGGUCCAACUUCUUACUGGUAACCUAUGCGUUCCUGAUGGUUGGCUAUGUUGCCGCGGACGUGUUGAUCGUGCUGAGCUACUACCACUCGGAGAUCUAGUGGACCGCUCCGAUUACCCAUUAACCCAGGCGGCCGAGCGCAGCAUGUGGCGAUUAGGCGCGAAAAUUUAUUUGGAAAAUGUUGCGCAAUCGGGCCGGGCAUAAAUCGUGGCCAAUUGUCACCAGCGGAUUGGCAACCGAACUCCAGCGACCUGCGUUUAAUUAUCGCCCCGCCAGCGCCCGGCGAGCUACAUGCGUGCUAAUUGACCAGGCUGAGGCCCAGCUCCAAUACGAAUCUGAAUCCGAGUCCCAGUCCAGGUCCCAGUUCCAGUCCAAAUGUCCAAAUGAUAACCGCGACGAUGAAAACGCAUGCUGAGCCAAAUGAAAAUUAUGUUGCAAUCGGUGAGCGUGCUGCCCGCUGGCUGGUCACUGAACCGGGGUUUGCACCACCAUCCAUCCACGGGCCUUAAUUAAUUUCCUUGAUUAAUUGAAAGUGCGCCUUGCUCGCAGUAUUUACGUUUUUUUCUGA